AUGGGUAAAAACGACUAUGAUGCAGACAUAAGGAAAUUUCUAGGUGCAUGGGAUGAUUAUCUAAAGCACAGGCAGAUAAAGAACGGACACGAAUAUUGGAAAAAAUUAAUGCACGAGGUCAACAUUAUCUUCAAGGAAGUAACCACUACACUCACCCAACGUAGCGGCCAGAACGCCGGUAUUUGUGGAAGUCUAUAUACCGGAGCGGAAACAAAUGUGGCUACAUGCAAAAGCAGGUGUAUGGAAAUUGCGAGCCUUAUGCUGUACAUAAAGGGAUAUAAACAUCAUAAGGGUAAUUGGAACAAAAGAACACCGAGCACACACUCAGCGCAGAUGUUUACGGAAUAUUUACGGUGUACACUGGCGACUGAGGUUUUACUACAGGUGUAUGGGCAAACUAGUGACCACAGGGAAGUAAUACAGAAAGUUAAGGCAGAACUGGAGAAAACGGAUGCACCAGGGCACACGCACUAUGUGCCAGGGGUGUGUGAGGGCCGGGACUAUGGCGAGGCCAUAUUCGGAUUACGUGGUAUUGGACCAAGCAUAAAGCAUCGGCUGGACACAUGGAAGGCAGGUUUGCCAACAGGCAACAUCGGCACUACACACGGCACACGGCAACAGUGUGCUUGGGCAGAACAGGACGGGCAGGACAAAGACCAAAACAGUGAAGAAACGUGUAAUGUGCAUGACGUGGUGACAACCAAGGACUCUGAGCUCAUGAGAAGCAUAAAAUACUGGACGGAAGAUCUUCUCUAUCCUCGGGUGAAAAAGUUGUUAGAGGAAAUGAAGGACGGACGCAUGCCCGGCGGGAAAUGUGCAAUAGAGAAGAAGAUAAAGGAGGGAGUACAGAAAGUGAAGGACAGAGUGAAUCCACGUAAGCCUGCCACUGCUGCAAAGCCAGACGCCGCCAAACCCGCCCCUGCCAAACCACCAUCUUCACCCGGAAAUGGAGCCGGCAGCAGACCUGCCAAACCAGUAGCGGGGAACCCGGUGCCGAAGAAGCCGCGCGAGCUAAAGGAUUGUCAAGGAGACAGAUUAUUGGAGUGGAGGGAAAAGGAAAUAUACGUGCUGCAGGGUUAUAGUGCUGAAGACUGGAACAAGGUACAGAAGGUGUUGAAGGAAUUUAUUCAACAUUUGCAGGGCACAAAUGAGCUCUUUGACGCGUACGGUGCCAACUGUGAUAAUAUAGGUUGGGAAGAUAUGAGGCCUGGUCAAUACCACAAAGGCCAGAGAGUGGCAGAUAUGAUGAGGUGCAGGAUAAUGUCGGGAGCCUUGUGGUUUGCAAAUGGCGCUAACGCACAAGGGACCACGGUGCAUAUGGAUGACACGGACACGUGGCUACGGUGCGAGGUAGCACAUGUAUUUGGGCACUUACUGAAAAAAAUGUAUUGUACGGAUCAGCAAGGAUGGAGUAGAGGUGUAGAGUAUGCAUAUACAGCACUGCAAAAUAUGGGGCAACAAACAAAUGGGGUAGACGGAAUUAAAGGACCCGUUGUGGAGGGAAAGUGCACCAUGUGUGGGUAUACGGGCUAUAAGCACAAUGCGCAAGCAGUAAAUUUGGAAAUAGCACAAUGGUUGAUGGCAGCAGGAAACAUAUUGUCAGAAAUACAGCAACUAGAGGCGGAAAUGCCCUGUAAGGAGUAUUGGGAAAAGUAUAUUAAUAAGGAGCAUGUAGAAAAAGGGAACCCUAUGGACAAACUUUUGAACGAAAAAGGGAAGGAAAAAAUGAAGGAUAUACAGAACGAAAUAGUACAGAAAGCAACGAACGUGUUUGAUAAGGCGAAGGACGCAGUAGAAAAGAAAAUAACACAACUGGCAGCGACGAAGACACCAGAAGUUCCAGCAGCUAAGGUACCAAAGACACCAAAGGCGGUUGUUCCUGAGAAGAAACCAUCGGGGGAAGGCAGUGAGUCAGAUGACAGAGCACGGGCUGAAACAGGAGCAGGCGGGGACGGACAAGGACCAGGUCAGGGACCUGGACCUGGACAACAACCUCCAGCUCCUGCACCACCCAGCGGACCAUCCACACCAACACCAGGUCCGCAGGGAGGAGCACAGGGACCUCCUGGACCAGCAGGAUCCGGGCAGGGAGAAGCAGGUACAGGAAGUACAGGUAAUAUCGGAUGUCACGACAGCGACGUCACAUCCUCCAGUGUAUCUGUUACCUGUGGUACAUAUACUGCUCCGGGCUUGGAAGCCCCUAAUAUUCCUGCAGGUAUUACUGUUAUAGUUCCGGAUGCUACCAGCGGCGCCGGCGAUGCCCCCGUCGUUGACGGCGGAAACGAUGACCCCCCUCCUCUCAAUCCACCCAAACCAAAACCGAACCCGAACCCAAAUCAAUCGGGUAGUAGUGGCAGUUUCAGUGAUGCCGAUUUGGCGGAUGGAGUUUCUAGUGGGGAAGGACAAGGCGGAGGUGAGGGUGGUGAACAGGCUGCUGGCAGCGCCGGUAGCGGCAGUCCCGGAGGAGGAGGUAGUAGUGGUGGUGGUGGACGCGGUGGAGCAGGUGGUAGCGGCACUGCAGUUGGCACCCCUUCCGUUCCGCGCGGCCUCACAUGGGAAGAUGUCAUCCCCUAUACCCCCGCGCUCAUUCCCGCGGUUGUUGGUAUUGGGGUCAUUGCGUUCUUCCUAUGCAAAUACUUGGCGUACCUCGUACAAAAACGACGACGAACAUAUCGAACCGUUCGUGACGUGCCGUCACCGCCACUCGACGAAGAAAUAUUGGAGCAUCUACAACGCGGCGAGCCGCCACCCGAUUACGGCUACACGAUGGUUAUGGAUAGGCAGCCCGGCAGAUUGCCCGCGGGACGACGACGUCAUCCACGCGUGCAUAAGCGCACGAUCAUCGAGCUACACUUAGAAGUGCUCAACGAAUGUGAAGCAGCCGAAUGGGAAAACGUCAAAGACGACUAUUUGCAGAUGGUCGUGGAGGAGUUUGCGCAGCAUUUGAUGCGGGACGAUGACAGGAAUAACAACAUCUUGGAUGCUCCUACCACAAACCAGGAUUUAUCAGGACACAAUGUUUCAGCCACCGUGGACCCAUCCACUGACAUCGAACAAACGGAUGCAUGUCCACCGAAUGACCCCGAUCCAUGGCGUUGUAUGGAACCCAUACAGUUAGAAACGGACCCUUGUCCACCUAAUGACUGCGAUUCAUGCGUUUGUACGGCACCUAUACCGUUAGCAACGGACACUUGUCCACCUAACGAAGAUGACCUCGAUCCAUGGAGUUGUAUGGAAACUACACCGUUAGCAACGGAACAUUGUCCCGCUGAUAAAGAUGACCCAUGGAAUUGUAUGGAAACCAUACCGUUCGCCACGGACCCUUGCCCACCCAAUGAAGACGACCCAGAUCCAUGGAGUUGUAUGGAACAUAUCGACUUAGAUGCAGCACCGAGUCGUACUCAUUGCGACCCCGGGGCUGCGACGUCGGCGUGCACCCACUGGAUUCACUGGAUUGACCGCAGCAAACAUAUUCUGCGGGAGUGCACGACGCAGCCGUGGUUUUUGCAAUUGAAAUCAAACUGGAAACAACACCUGCGUGAGCACAUGGUGGCAAACGCAGCAUCCAGUGAGAACAGGACAGCCGCAUUCAUGGAAAGCAAGAAAUUGGAUGCAUGGAGAGCAUGGGUUGCAAAACAACAUGAGCUUAUGAAUACAUAUAGUGAGCAGGAGUGGUUUCAACGUUUGUUGAAUAAUGUAGAGGCGGAGACAGUACCGGCAAAAGGCGAUGUACCUAUAGUGGAAAACGACUUAGAAGUGGAAAACGUAAAUGUAGCACAACAGAUGCUACGAGUGAGAGAUGUACCACGCUCGCAACUACUGCAUCAGCCACCUUACAUGACACAACCGUUAACCGCUCAAACAUGGAUACUGCUGCUCGCGUCGGUAAUCGAAGCAUGCGAGGUCGAGAGACGUAUGCAGGAUAGGGAGUUAUAUGUGGAUGCACUAUUGCAACAGUGUUCACAUUAG
Plasmodium fragile is the source of this 3969-nucleotide messenger RNA. RefSeq lists its product as uncharacterized. The transcript is spliced from 6 exons. NCBI's taxonomy places the organism in Eukaryota, Apicomplexa, Aconoidasida, Haemosporida, Plasmodiidae. Bases 1 to 3969 code for a protein of 1322 amino acids. The record is from RefSeq and is a predicted model, not a curated record.